Molecule: messenger RNA, 3041 nt
Organism: Cornus florida
Lineage: Eukaryota; Viridiplantae; Streptophyta; Magnoliopsida; Cornales; Cornaceae
Product: phosphatidylinositol 4-phosphate 5-kinase 1-like
Exons: 8
Coding region: 400-2751 (783 amino acids)
Biological process (GO): phosphatidylinositol metabolic process
Molecular function (GO): 1-phosphatidylinositol-4-phosphate 5-kinase activity; ATP binding
Source: RefSeq, a predicted model, not a curated record
AAAAAAGAAAAAAGAAAAAGAAAAAGGUCAGCUGUUGCUACAUUACUUGUACUGUACCAAUAUCCAAUGCCGGCUCAUAACUUCCCUCGCUUUGCCCCCCAAGACCCCAAAAAGCUCUCUCUCUCCUCACUCACUAUCUUUCUUUACCUUUUUCAGUUUUUUCACUCUCUCCCUCUCGCUUUCUCCCUCUCUCAAAUUGACUCACCUCUCCUCUUUAGGCUCUUACCAAUUUUCCCAAUUACAAGGCAUUUGAGAACUGUAUAGAAACAAGUUUCAGAGAAUAUUUAUAUAUAUAUAGAGAGAGUAUAAACAGUCUACGGAAACAAUUGCCGGAAAAUGCUGAUGAAUCCGGCUCAUUUCCGGCGACUGUGAGAGAAACAACUGCAAAAACCCAGAAAAAUGCCAGAACCAAUUGCUUCAUUUGACGAAGAAAGCAUCGCCAAGAAGAAGAAAUCGGAAGAACAGAGAGAGAAAGCUGUAGAGACAGAGAUCAAACAGGUGGUGGUUUCACCGGUUGCACCCAUCGGCCGUGGCCACCGUUACCAAGCAACUACCCGCAGAGUGACACCCACCAUAUCCACCACAUCUGACGCCAGGACCGCCGACGAGAAGCUCCUUCCGAACGGGGAUCUUUACACCGGAGGGUUCUCGGGAAACGUGCCUCACGGAUCGGGUAAGUAUCUAUGGACCGAUGGGUGUAUGUACGAGGGGGAGUGGAAGAGAGGGAAGGCCUCCGGGAAAGGGAAGUUCUCAUGGCCGUCGGGGGCGACGUACGAGGGCGAGUUCAAGUCGGGUCGGAUGGAGGGGUUCGGGACAUUCAUCGGCUCCGACGGGGACACCUACCGUGGGUACUGGUCAGCGGAUCGGAAGCACGGGUACGGCCAGAAGUGGUACGCCAACGGCGACUACUACGACGGCUCGUGGCGGCGAAACCUCCAGGAUGGCCAAGGCCGGUACGUGUGGAAGAACGGGAAUGAGUAUGUGGGUGAGUGGCGGAAUGGGGUGAUCAACGGCAAAGGAUUGCUGAUUUGGGCAAACGGAAAUCGAUACGAUGGGAAUUGGGAAAAUGGUGUGCCCAAAGGUCAGUGUUUGUUAACAUGGCCUGUGAGUAGUUGCUACGUAGGCAGUUGGAGCAAAGAGAAUCAAGAAAUGACCCAACAACAGGUUCUCAAUGGGAGGUUUUCUAGCGGAGGCAACAUUGGGAACGAAAAUGACCAAUGUGCCACUUUUAGUCACAAGAUUUCGUCUUCGUUGAUGGAUGAGGAUUGUGGGUUGGUGGCACCGGCGGCGAAGAAGAGGUCGUCGGUGGAUGGGUCGCGGCAGAGCUUGGCGGAGAGGGCUUUUCCUCGAAUUUGUAUAUGGGAAUCAGAUGGUGAAGCUGGGGAUAUUACUUGCGAUAUAAUCGAUAAUGUGGAGGCCUCAAUGUUGUACAGGGAUGGUGCGAGGUUGGAUCGAGAUGGGUUUAAGCACUUUUCUAGCAGUCCAUGUUUUACCGACGAGGUGAAGAAACCUGGUCAGACGAUAUCAAAAGGGCAUAAAAAUUACGAUUUGAUGCUGAAUCUCCAACUGGGUAUUAGGUAUACAGUUGGGAAGCAUGCCUCGAUUUUGCGGGAGCUUAUGCCUAGUGAUUUUGAUCCGAGGGAGAAGUUCUGGACUAGGUUUCCGUCGGAGGGAUCAAAGAUUACUCCGCCCCAUCAAUCGGUGGAGUUCCGGUGGAAAGAUUAUUGUCCUGUGGUGUUUAGACAGUUGAGGGAGCUAUUUCAAGUAGAUCCUGCUGAUUACAUGCUAGCUGUGUGUGGAAAUGAUGCUCUUAGGGAGCUUUCUUCUCCUGGGAAGAGUGGAAGCUUCUUUUACCUCACUCAGGAUGAUAGAUUUAUGAUAAAAACAGUGAAGAAAUCAGAAGUCAAGGUGCUGAUUAAGAUGCUUCCAAAUUACUACCAACAUGUUUGUCGGUAUGAGAAUUCACUCGUUACCAAAUUCUUUGGUGUCCAUUGUGUCAAACCGGUGGGUGGCCUUAAGACACGAUUCAUUGUAAUGGGCAACUUAUUCUGCUCGGAAUAUCGAAUCCAUAGACGAUUUGACCUUAAAGGAUCAUCCCACGGCCGCACGACAGAUAAGCCUGAGGAGGAGAUUGACGAAACCACUACCCUUAAGGACCUUGAUCUCAACUUCGUGUUUCGUCUCCAGCGCAACUGGUUCCAAGAACUUAUCAAACAAAUUGAUCGAGAUUGUGAAUUUUUGGAAGCAGAGAGAAUCAUGGAUUAUAGUCUUUUAGUUGGUCUUCACUUCCGUGAUGACAGUAGAGUUGACAAAUUGGGUUUGUCACCAUAUCUGUUGCGGACAGGCAAAGGGGGGUCUUAUCAAAAUGAGAAGUUUAUGCGUGGCUGUCGCUUCCUUGAGGCAGAGCUACAAAACAUGGAUCGGAUUCUAUCUGGCCGGAAACCGUUGAUCAGGUUGGGUGCCAACAUGCCAGCAAGGGCAGAGCAGGUGGUUCGAAGGAGCGAUUUCGAUCAGUACACCCUAGGCGGAUUUAAUAAUUUGAUCCCUUCCCGCAACAACGGUGAAGUACGCGAAGUGGUCCUCUACUUUGGGAUCAUUGACAUUUUGCAAGACUACGACAUCAGCAAGAAGCUAGAACAUGCAUACAAAUCCUUUCAAGUUAACUCAACCUCAAUCUCAGCGGUCGAUCCUAAGCUGUACUCAAAGAGGUUUCGUGAUUUCAUAGGAAGAAUCUUUGUAGAAGACAGAUAGCAGCGAAAAGAGCUGUUGGUUUACAAAAAUUCAUCUACCGAACCUGGAUUCCCACUCUUCAUGCCUGGAAUCAUUGAGCUCUAGGUGCUGACUUGAACAAUACUUUGUUAAAGUCAGAUGGAUGCAUUGCAAAUGCGCGGUGGUGGGUCAGAUUGGCGGUGGCGGGUUGUGGGUGUGCGCACUCAUGGCUGAAUUUUGUUGAUCAGCUGUUGUGUUGAAAGGGGUGGUAAGUUCUUUGUACAUUCUACGUGGGAGGGAAAAAUUGGAUUUUAUGUAAUUUUUUUUUUUUU